Papaver somniferum (opium poppy) is the source of this 534-nucleotide messenger RNA. RefSeq lists its product as uncharacterized. Bases 1 to 534 code for a protein of 177 amino acids. Lineage: Eukaryota; Viridiplantae; Streptophyta; Magnoliopsida; Ranunculales; Papaveraceae. The transcript has 2 exons. The record is from RefSeq and is a predicted model, not a curated record. Gene Ontology annotation, molecular function: nucleic acid binding; RNA-DNA hybrid ribonuclease activity.
AUGCUGGAGAUAUUUGAUAUUAGUGAACUUCCAGUUGCUGAUAAUCAAGAAGAUAAAAGAAUUUGGAAUGCUACCCUAACUGGAGAAUUCUCAGUUGCUUCAGCAGUGGAGGAUAUCAGGAGAAAAAAUCCAAAACUUCAGUGGACAAAACAAACAUUCCUCUGCUGUGAUGGUACUUCAAGAGGGAAUCCUGGUAUUUCAGGAUAUGGAUUUAUUGAAAGAAGCUCAGAGGGUGAAUGCAUAGUGUCUAUGGCAGGAGGACUGGGAGUGGCAAUUAAUUACUAUGCAGAAGUUAUGGCCUUGUUGUGUGCAGGGGAAUGGGAAAUAAAGAAUGGUAAAUUGGAUGUCACUUUCAGGAUAGAUUCAAAAGCAGUAAUUACAACUUUCACAACAGGUCAUAUACCAUGGUUUGGAAUCACAAGAUGGAGAAAAAUCACUGAAAAACUGCAGGUUUUGAGAUUUGUUCACAACUACAGAGAAGUGAAUUUAUCUGCAGAUUCUAUGGCAAAAAUGGGAGCAAAUAUGGAAAGAUGA